AUGGCAUCAGCCAUCUUGGUACCGCCGCCAGUCGGUCCCUACGAUGUCGCCAUGAGAGUCGAAUCAAUCACCGACCCAAGUCGGCCCGCCGAUCCCCUCGAUGCAAACAACCAUGUGUAUGGGCGUCGCAUCCUGUUUUCCAUCUUCCUACCGGUGGAAAAGCGAGGCACCCCAUGUCCUUCCAUGAAAGUCCCCUACAUGACGCCCAGAGUGGCUGCAGAUUACGGGAGACAGGCUGCGGAAGCCGGCCUCGACGAUGGGCUGUUUUCCUCCUUUGACAUGGAGCUCUGCGACCUGGACAGGCUGAACUCAUGUGGAGGGGCCAAGCAGAGACGCAAGGAGUAUGCCGUGGCGCUAUUCACACCUGGCCUUUCAGAAUCGCGGCUUUUAUACGGGGCGGGUGCGAGAUCUCUCGCCAGCCAGGGCUACGUGGUAGUCACUGUCGACCACCCGUACGAAGCUGAUUUCGUCGAGUUCCCCGACGGGACCGUCAUUGUAGGGAGGAACAUUUCGGGUGAUGACGAGCCGGCCAAAGAAAAAGCCAUAAAGGUCCGGGCUGCCGAUUUAUCCUUUGUCAUCGACCAGCUCCACAACCGCACACUCACCAGAUCGCUUCUCGACAAGUUCCCCGGGUCCCUGGACCUGGGGAAAAUAGCAGUCUAUGCGCAUUCUGUGGGCGGCGGUGCGGCGGCGACACUCACCCGAAACGACAAGAGGGUCCUCGGAGGCGUCGACUUUGACGGCCAGCUCGUGGAGCCGAUUCGGAGCCAGGGCCUGGACAAGCCGUUUCUGCUGGCUGGGCGGCAGGGGCACAGCGCCGCGAACUCUACGGACCCGACUUGGAAUCAGUUUUGGCCUCGCCUGGCCGGCCCGCGUGUUGAGCUGGCCAUCGACGGCACGGCUCACGGAUCCUACACUGAUCGGCCCUUGCUCGUGAGUGCUCUGGGGCUUCCUGAUGCUGUACUGGACCGGUUCGCGGGGGAUAUCGGGUCUGUCAGGGGCCCGGAACUGGAAAGAAUUGUGAACGGUGUGCUGGCGAGCUUCUUUGAUUUCGUCUUUUACGGCAAAAGGCAGCUGCUAGUCCGACUGCCCCGGGUGUACUCUGAAGUUUCAAUUACACGUAGCAAUUUUUAA
This is a messenger RNA of Metarhizium brunneum ARSEF 3297, 1134 nucleotides long. RefSeq lists its product as uncharacterized. Lineage: Eukaryota; Fungi; Ascomycota; Sordariomycetes; Hypocreales; Clavicipitaceae. The record is from RefSeq and is a predicted model, not a curated record. Gene Ontology annotation, molecular function: 1-alkyl-2-acetylglycerophosphocholine esterase activity.